Messenger RNA from Pneumocystis murina B123, 918 nucleotides. RefSeq lists its product as hypothetical. Lineage: Eukaryota; Fungi; Ascomycota; Pneumocystomycetes; Pneumocystales; Pneumocystaceae. The record is from RefSeq and is a predicted model, not a curated record. Bases 31 to 726 code for a protein of 231 amino acids. The transcript is spliced from 4 exons.
AGAAAUCCAAUUUUAAAAAUUAAUAAGAAAAUGAAUAAAAUCGAAGUAAGUAAUAGCUCUGAAAGGUUAUUAGAAGAAAAAAUCAGAGAGUUAUUUUUAUCAUAUGGUGAAAUUAAAGAAUUUAAGUUAAGCAAAGAACUAGAUGGAUCUCAUAAAAUAAGAAUUAGGGUUAAUUCAUGCGAAACAAAGAAAACAGAGUUACUUUCAAAUGAUACGCAAGUUAAAGAUUCUAAAGAUAUUGAAAAAAAAGAUUUCAGUAAUCGACAAAAAAAUGAAGAAUUUUUUAUAUUUUAUGUUAUUACUGUUAUUUUAAAUUAUUUUAAGGGAUUAGUCAAGCAGCAAGUUGAUGUUUUUAUUAAAUAUUUAUCAUAUAUUUAUGCUAUUGCGAGUAAUAUACAUGAAAAAGGAACAAAAUUAGAUGAAAAAUACAAAAUAUUGGAUCAUUUAUUUGUAUUUUUUCGAGUUAUUUUAAAAAAGAUCAAAACAAUUAAUGAUAAAUAUAUGGUUGAUCAAAAAAUCAAAAAUUUUAAUUCAAAACAUAAUAUUUUGAACACUAUUCAAGAAAAGGGACGUAUUAUUCUCUAUAAUUUUCAAUAUAUAAUGAGUACAAAAACAAGAAAUAAAAUACAGGUAUUUUAUACCGAGUUGUGCAAAAAAUGUAAGAACAUACAUGAAGAAGCAUACAGACUUGCAAAUCUUAAACAAGAAAAAGUUAAAAUUCAGUGAAACUAUUAUUAUUUAAAAACACUACAAAAUUGAAUUUUUUCGAUAUCCUAGCUAUACAUUUUCAAAGACACGUUUCGCACAGAAUUUUUUUAGAUAAAUAUUUAUUUUUUGACAUGAGGAUUUCUUAAUCUAUAUUUCUUACUAACCUUUCAUUUUUUUUAUUAGCCUUUCGUUAAUCAUUAAUUCUCUUUA